Messenger RNA from Stylonychia lemnae, 3390 nucleotides. NCBI's taxonomy places the organism in Eukaryota, Ciliophora, Spirotrichea, Sporadotrichida, Oxytrichidae. The record is from the annotation of a GenBank genome assembly.
AUGCAUUAAAGAGAUGCUAAUAACUCACUUGAACUGUCCCCAAUGAUGAGAGCAUAAUUGAUCUAUCAGACUUCAAAGCAGAAGUAAAACCCUAAUGGCAAUAAUCAUUAGAAUGAGGACUCGAGAUAAUCCUCUCCAGGGAAGUCUCCUAAUCGUGGAUCCUUUUUCCCAUCAAUUGGAAAAGGAGGUAUUAUUGAAAAUAACAUGACUCCACUGAGAGAGAUGGCAGUGAAACAGCAAUUUUCUCAGAGCAUUCUAGAAUCUGAGGACUAAAAGGAUCAAAGGAAAUUCAGUCCAUUUCGGAGAAAAGAAUCAACAAAGCAUGAAUAGAUCUAAUUAGAAAUUCAAAAGAAGUUAAAUAAACAGGGUAGUACUAGUAAAUCUGAUAAUAAGAUGACUGUUAGUGAGGAUGUUAUUGUUGACAUGCCAAGGGAUUUAUCUUUUCAAAUUCAAACAAUCAGCAAUGGCAAUAUGAGAAAUAAAUAUCAGCACUAAACGCAUGAACCCAAAAAUUCUAAGAAAACCCUAAUCAAAACCAGAUCAGGCGAACUGUAAGAACAUCAAGUACACAUGACAGCAAAUAAUAUAAAGCAUUACAUUAUCAAAGAAGACGAGAGGGAAAAUCAUCAGAGUGAGCUGACAUCGAAACCGCUCUCAAGAACAUCCAAGAGUACAGUAAAAGAAAUCUAUUUAAGCUCAACUCCCUCUGAUGUAAGCUCUGAAAGAGAGUACUAAGACGAGGCCUUGCAUGGAAAAGCAGCACUAAGAAACUAUAGAUAGAAAUACUUUGGAAGUAACAAAAUCAUAUAAAAAUCAUAAAUAAAAGGUAGGAAGCUCAAGGAUCCUUUGGUCAAGUAUCUAAAUCAUGUGGAGUCUUAGAGUAUGCUUCCUCGUGGAAUGGGUUUAGUACAUCGUAGAGAUAAUGUAAAGGAGGUAAAUAUAAAGUCUUUUUACGUGAGAGAUGCGUAUAUGGAUGCAUUUACAAAGGGAAUAAAUGUGUCUGAUAUGAUAGAGGAGAUAAACUUUAGAAACAUUGGCUUGACUACGAACAGAGCAGUAAGACUCAUCCAGAGUAUCAAUAGGUAGAGGAUAAGAUCACUUGAUCUUUCUUUCAAUCCAAUGAUUACUAAGGAGUUUUAUAAUGAACUAGCUGACUACUUAGAUCAUCCUAAGGCUGUACUUUAAAAAUUGAUAUUAGAGGGCAAUAAAAUGGGUGACUAUAAUCUAGAAACGCUGUGUAAAAUAAUAGCUGACAAUAAUAAAAUUUCAUUUCUGAAUUUCAGUUAAAAUGAAAUUACAAAUUAGGGCGCUGAGUUCAUCUGUAAGAUGCUGUACUAUAAUACUUCGGUCAAUGUUUUGUUUCUUCAUUGGAAUAGGAUUCUAGCUAAGGGUGGCUAGGCAUUAGCUAAAGUUAUUUAGAAUCAUAAGACAUUGCAGAUUCUUGAUCUUUCAUUCAAUAACUUAGGAAGUGGCAUCAAUAGUGUGUCAAAUCAAUUUGAAAAUCCUGUCCAAAUUGAACUGAAUGCCAAAAUUUGGAAAGAAUGUUUCGAAAACAACAAUACACUUUUGCACGUAGAUAUAUCUCAUAACAGAUUUAACGGCUAAGAACUUGAAAUAAUGGCUUCUGGAUUGAAAAACAAUCACACUAUUCUUGGUAUUCACAUGAUAGGUAAUGAGGGUGAAACUGACACACAAGGCUUUGUAAAAGUCAACAAGAACUAAAAGGAUGAAGUUGCCAAGAGUCAUGUCUACACUAGAAUUAGACCCUCUUUGGAUGCAGGCAAUGUAUAUAAUAAAAGACUGUUGGAACUUAAAGCAUGUUCUAACUGCUGGAUCUGCGAAGGGUGGUCUGAAGUAAAGUUUGAAUUCAAACCAGGCGUCAGCGAUGAUAACCCUACUCACGAUAGAUUUCAUCCAAUUUAUCUGCAUUUGGAGUGUGAUAGAUUUGAACAAGACUUGAUGAUUCCUGAUCCCGAGGAGCCUGGCAACUACAUUUCUAUCAGAUGGAUUCCUCCAGGCGUGCAAAGGUACUACUUCAGUAGAGGGGAUAAUAAAAUUGUUAACUAGACUUAGAAAACUUCUCCUAAUAGAGCAAAUGGCACUGAAUAAGAAAAAAUAAACGAGCUUAUAAGGAAACUAGACCCAGAUUUUAUAGAAAUAGAUGUACCAGUUUCAAACAUUAUAGAGCAUAUAGCCUAAAAGAGAUCAGUGAUCUCUAACUCAGAGCUUGACCAUAUGAUUGGCAAACCCAGGCCAGCUAAGUCUCUUGUAUAGAGGGAUAAGCUUAGGACCCCUUGGGACUUCUUUAAGUCCGUAUUCAGAGACUAUAAACCAGAUAAUACCACUCUAUUAAUGAAUUGCUUUGAACAUGAUUGGUCUUGCACCAAACUUGAGAAAAUCAUCAAAGACCUAACAGACUAAUAGAAGACUAAAGAGUUCCUCAGGACAAGAUACAAACUAUUGUACUGUUAUUACAAUUCUUAAUGUUUUUAUAGGAGAGAUGCUUAUAAAUAUUACUCAGGAGUGGACCCUGUUGGUAAUGUUUGCUGCAUAGGCACAAAUGUAUUCACUGAAAUAGUUUCUUCUUGUCCUGAUCUAAUUGACUCCAAGACUUUGAAACUGUCAGAUUUAGAUCUCGAGUUUGUGGCUACUAAAUCAGGUCCUAAGAAAUAAAACCCCAGAAAUCCAGAGAGGCAGCUUAUCAGAUAUUAAUUCAUGGAGGUAUUCGUCAGACUGGCUAGCACUAAAUUCAUAAAAUCAGGCAUUUCUAGCAACUUUUACGAAGCAGUCUACAAGCUAUUCAAUGAUUUCCUAGAUUUUCACUUCAAAAAGUAUGACUCACACAUAUUUAGAGGAGGAAAGCUGUGGAAUGAAGAAUGCGAUCUUUCCUUUAGAAGAAAUAUGAAAGGUGUACAGGCCCUGUAUACUAAGUACUCAGGUAAGUAUGCCAUGCCAGGUGCUCCAAGAUUUAUGUCUAUGGAUGAGUUCAGUCAACUGAUCCAAGAGAGCGGUGUAAUUUGUGAAACGUUCGGAGAAAGGGAAAUCAGUCCAGUCUAUAGUUUGUCUAUGAUGACGCAAAAGGAUGAAAUAGAUAGUGACAGAGUCCAGAAUAUGGUCUUGGUUGAGUUUAUUGAGGCUCUUGGCAGAAUCGCUGAUAGAAUUUAUAUUCCACAUUACAUAGAUGAUGUGGAUGAAGAUACCUAAACUAUCCAAAUCAAAGGUAACCUAAAGACUAGGCCAUUAGACUCUAAAAUUGAGGCACUUAUAUUGCAUCUAAUCAAAGCAUGCCUAGGAAUUCCAUUCUUUUAAAAUUAUGUUAAAACAGUAAAAAAACUUAAAGAAGAGCAGAAGGCUAAGCAUAUGGUUGCAACUGGUAAAAGAUAUAGUUGA